AUGCCACACUUAUCUUCCCAUGGGCUCGACCUUCUCCAUCAUGUCUUGGAUAACGCCGAACCGGCGGCUGCCAGAUAUCCUCGAUCUCCCACGUCCCCCAGCCAAAGGGAGCCUCUGACGUCAAGCUGGGACAUACCUAUAAUCGUAACUGGAAGAGGAUUGCAACUUGUAUGGAGGAUGAGGCAUUGUAUCGUUUCAUCAACCGGAUAUAUUGGUAACUGGAGAAUUGUAUUCGCUUGCAUCUAUCGUCAAAAGGAGAGGAUCACUAAUGCUACACCAUGGAAGUACGGAGCCUUUGUCAGGUCUUCUCUUGCAUUGGGUCUUAUCAAGCAAAGAGAAGGCAUCCUUGCCAUAUUACUGGAGCUCUGCCACAGCCGGGGAUCCCUUGAACACCCGGUAGGCCUCUCAAACGAAGACGUCCGGGACGAUCUGAUUGAUGAAACGUCCCUUCGAAAGUCCCUCCGUGGACGUCCCUUCAACCCAGAUAAAGUCCCUACGCAAAUCAACGAAGAGCAAGAAAUACGCCCGAAACAAGCAGCAUACGACACUAUCGGGAUUACCGACUUUGAGAAUACCAAGAACAUGCCACCACGACGAGCUACGGCAAGGACCGGAAAACUCCCGACGCGACGCGAUGGAUCAUUCUGUUCCAGUGAUGACCUGACCUGUGCUCGGCCAUGCAGCGAGACCACCAACCCCGAGAACUACAUUGGACCCCUGACAAGCGCGGUUCAUCUCGUCGAUAUUGCCAGCUUUGCGUUCAAACAGGCGUGGAACACAUCAAACGACAAUGAUUACGAGCAUCAACCGGACCGAUGUACCUACCUGAUUCACCCCCACGGCCUACGAGUGAGGAGGCUCAAAGAAGAGCCCAAUUGCUUGGACAUGAAACCGGCGUAG
Neurospora crassa OR74A is the source of this 900-nucleotide messenger RNA. RefSeq lists its product as hypothetical. NCBI's taxonomy places the organism in Eukaryota, Fungi, Ascomycota, Sordariomycetes, Sordariales, Sordariaceae. The coding region runs from base 1 to 900 and encodes 299 amino acids. The record is from RefSeq and is a predicted model, not a curated record. The transcript has 4 exons.